GAAUCCACACCCAACGUGUUGACGAGAGGGAAUCAAACUUUUAUGCAUUAAUUAUGAAGCUUCUGUGAAGUUGCCUCCCAAAAAAACAAAGAAUGACAAUGACAUUGCACAUCUAUAUAAAACCCUAAAGCCUCCAUUACCCUAAAGCAUAAAGAUCAAUUUGUUUACCAACACAGUUUUGAAUAUUUUUAUACGUAAAAAAAAAAAUAUGACUUUUCUUUGAUUCUUCUUGAGACUUCUCUGGACCUUUUUUCUUUUUUCUUUCUUUUUUUUCUUCUUCAUAGUCCUGUCUCUUUCAAAAAACUUAAUUUGUAAUUCCGUCCCUAUCUUUCAUCAAAAAUCACCCAUGAAGCCCUACCAACGAUGGCGGUCGGCCGUUGCAGCCAUCAACAUCUCCCAAUACCUUGCUUCUCUGGCCAAGAAAGUCAUUGUCAGCAACACCCAACUCAUUACUGGAAUCACACACUCUCCAUCAUACUCGAUCAUUGAUAUCCAACACGAGGAUGACGAGCCUGAAGAUCACUUGCCCGCGCUCAAUAUUGAUCAGAAGACACUAGCCGACAUGAUCAAGGAGAAAAACUCCGACCAACUUUAUCAAUUUGGAGGAGCGAAAGGCAUGGCUGUUGUUCUUGAAACUGACGAAAAAGAUGGUAUCAAAGGUGAUGACACUCAUCUCAUUCACCGAAAGGCGGUUUUCGGUUUCAACAGGUACCCAAAACCGCCAAUGAAAAGUUUUUUAAGUUUUGUUAUUGACGCCUUUAAGGAUACCACCAUAAUUAUCCUCUUGGUCUGUGCUGUUCUCUCUCUUGGUUUUGGAAUCAAACAGCACGGUCUGAAAGAUGGGUGGUAUGAUGGAGGAAGUAUUGUUUUCGCUGUAUUUCUAGUCAUAGCCGUUUCAGCGGUAAGUAACUUUAAUCAAAGUAGACAGUUCGCCAAGCUCUCCAAGGAGAGUAGUGAUAUCAAGGUUGAAGUAGUGAGAGAUGCACGGCGACAACAGAUAUCAAUCUUUGACGUUGUAGUUGGUGACAUUGUGUGUUUGAAGAUCGGUGAUCAAAUACCCGCUGAUGGCUUAUUCAUGAACGGUCACUCGUUGAAAGUGGAUGAAUCAAGCAUGACAGGCGAAAGUGACCAUAUUGAGAUCAAUGGCACCAAUAAUCCCUUUCUUCUCUCUGGUACAAAGGUCACCGACGGCUAUGGCUUCAUGAUUGUCACUUCAGUUGGCAUGAACACUGCAUGGGGUGAAAUGAUGAGCUCAAUAAGCCGUGACUUGAAUGAACAAACCCCGUUACAAGCUCGACUCAACAAGCUGACUUCUCAUAUCGGCAAGGUUGGUUUGGCAGUUGCUUUCCUCGUCCUUGCGAUUAUGAUGAUUCGGUACUUUACAGGAAACACACAAGAUGAAUUGGGGACCAAGGGAUUCAAGAAAGGCAAGACUAAGAUCGAUGAUGUGAUGAAUGAAGUUGUCCAAAUCAUUGCUGCAGCAGUCGCGAUCGUUGUGGUGGCCAUUCCAGAGGGACUGCCAUUGGCUGUUACACUUACUCUGGCAUACUCUAUGAAGCGAAUGAUGGCAGACCAUGCCAUGGUUCGGAAACUAUCUGCGUGUGAGAUUAUGGGUUCAGUCACAACUAUCUGCACAGACAAAACCGGCACGCUUACAUUAAACCAAAUGAAAGUCACCGAAUUUUGGCUUGGAAGAGGAGCAAUGAAUGACUCAAGAUCAUCAGAUAUAGCACCUGAUGUUCUUGAAUUGCUAAAACAAGGCGUCGCUUUAAAUACUACAGGUAGCAUUUACGCACCGUUAUCUGCAUCGCUCCCUGAAAUCUCCGGUAGCCCAAGUGAGAAAGCACUGCUCUCUUGGGCUCUGUUUGAUUUAGGUAUGGAUAUUGAUCAACUGAAGGCAGAGUUUCAAAUUCUCCAUGUCGAAGCUUUCAAUUCAGAGAAGAAACGAAGUGGGACCAUCAUAAGGAGCAGAAUUAAUAAUACAGUUCAAGCACAUUGGAAGGGAGCUGCCGAGAUGAUCCUAGCAAUGUGUUCGAGCUAUCAUGAGAGAAACGGGAUAAGUGUAACCAUGCAUGACGAAGAUAGAAUACAGUUCGAGAAAAUUAUUAAAGAUAUGGCAGCUAAAAGCUUGCGAUGCAUCGCCUUUGCCCACAACAUAGUCACAGAAGAUAAUGUCCAGAAUCACCAAAGAGUUGAAGAAAACAGACUGACCUUAUUAGGGUUUGUCGGCUUGAAGGAUCCGUGUCGACCAGGAGUCAAAACAGCAGUAGAAUCUUGCAGAGAUGCCGGAGUAAAUGUCAAGAUGAUCACUGGGGAUAAUGUGUUCACUGCAAAGGCUAUAGCAACUGAAUGUGGGAUUCUUGAUACUACAGAGGAUUUGAAUAGCGGAGCAGUAGUGGAGGGAAAAGACUUCAGAAACUUCUCCGAUCAAGAGCGAAUGGAAAAGGUAGAGACCAUCCGUGUGAUGGCAAGGUCAUCCCCAUUCGACAAGCUUCUGAUGGUACAAUGCUUGAAGCAGAAAGGCCAUGUAGUAGCAGUCACAGGCGAUGGAGCUAAUGAUGCACCAGCAUUAAAAGAAGCAGAUAUCGGGCUUUCGAUGGGGAUCCAAGGAACAGAAGUGGCUAAAGAGAGCUCGGAUGUAGUCAUAUUGGACGACAAUUUCACCUCUGUCGUGAUGGUCUUGAGGUGGGGAAGGUGUGUAUAUAACAACAUUCAAAAAUUCAUCCAAUUCCAACUCACAGUCAAUGUCGCCGCGCUCGUCAUCAAUUUUGUGGCUGCAGCUUCUUCCGGUGAAGUUCCAUUAACUGCAGUCCAGUUACUGUGGGUGAACCUCAUAAUGGAUACCUUGGGGGCUUUAGCCUUGGCCACUGAGCAACCCACCAAUGAUUUGAUGAAGAAAAAACCCGUGAGUCGAUUUGAUCCGCUCAUAACCAAUGUGAUGUGGAGGAACCUCCUUGCUCAGGCCUUGUACCAGGUGACAGUCUUGUUGAUACUUCAAUUCAAGGGAAGGUCUAUCUUUGGUGUGAAUGAAAAGGUUAAAGACACCCUCAUUUUCAAUAGCUUUGUGCUCUGCCAAGUCUUCAACGAGUUCAAUGCGAGGAAGCUGGAAGCAAAGAACGUGUUCACAGGGAUACUGAAGAAUAAACUGUUUCUUGGGAUUGUUGGCAUUACAAUAGUUCUUCAGGUGGUGAUGGUUGAGUUCCUCAAGAAGUUUGCUAAUACGGAGAGGUUGAAUUGGGCACAGUGGAUGGCAUGCAUCAUAAUUGCAGCAAUGUCAUGGCCGAUCGGUUGGCUUGUCAAGUGCAUUCCAGUUCCAACAUCCUGAAAAAAAAGAGCAUCAAUUUCAGAUCUCCUUUACAUCAAUCGGUUGAACUUACAAAGUAAUCUUUAGUAUCAGAUUCCAUAUUAGUACAGAGUUUAUGUUAAAGAAAUUUAGACAGUUCUUUUAAAUAUAAAAGCAGAUUACUGUUAUAUAUGUUGAGUUUCUUUGUCAUGUUAGAAAUUUGAUUAUAACAUUAGCUCUGUUUAAAAGUAACG
This is a messenger RNA of Camellia sinensis, 3537 nucleotides long. The record is from RefSeq and is a predicted model, not a curated record. NCBI's taxonomy places the organism in Eukaryota, Viridiplantae, Streptophyta, Magnoliopsida, Ericales, Theaceae.